UUGUGAGUUAGGAGUGCAGGCGCAGUCUGAGCCGUAACCUAAGAGGGAGUGUAGGACUCGUGCAGUUCCUGCGUGAGACGAGAACCUGCGCAUCCGUACAGCGAGCGGUUAUUCAACUAGCUGAAAAGGUGACAAAAUGGAUAUGAACAGCAGCAGCGAGUGCUUUGGUUGUGGCCGCUCUGGUCAUUGGGUCAAGAACUGUCCCAAUGGAGGCCGAGGCCGUGGAAGGGGCCGUGGGCGUGCCAAAGAUCUUUUCUGCUAUCGCUGUGGUGAUCAAGGUCAUAUUGCCAGAGACUGUGAACAGACCGAGGAUGCCUGCUACAACUGCCACCAAAGUGGUCACAUCUCCAGGGACUGCAAGGAGCCCAAGCGAGAAAGGGAACAGUGCUGCUACAACUGCGGCAAGGCAGGCCACGUGGCACGUGACUGCGACCAUGCCACCGAGCAGAAGUGCUACUCCUGUGGUGGGUUCGGGCACAUCCAGAAGCUCUGUGAAAAAGUCAAGUGUUACAGAUGUGGUGAGAUUGGUCACGUGGCAGUGCAGUGCAGCAAAGCCAGUGAGGUUAACUGUUACAACUGUGGAAAGACCGGGCACCUGGCUAAGGAGUGCACCAUUGAGGCCACUGCCUAGUCCCUUCCCUCUGUUGCCCCUCCUGUUUCUGAUUGAUGGUUGUCAUUUUCUCUGAAUCCUCAUCACUGGCCAAAGGUUGGCGGAUGAAAGCUAGUCGCCGGCCAAUGAGCCCAUGACACGUGAGAGGAAGAAGGGGGUAGAGAACAAAAAAAUUGACUUUCUACAUUCAGUCCAAAAAAGGUUUUAGUUUGGUAGUGGUGUUCUAUAUGAUGCUGUGCUAAAUGGCCCCCUUUUCAUGCCACUGGUGGACAGGCACAAUUAAAAAAAGUGGGAACAAAUGGGUCAGGUUGGCUCGGCCAGCCUUGUGUGAUUCAGCCACAGUGUCAGGGGGAGGAUGACUUGGAAGCCUGGCCUUACUUUGUGUUAGAUAAGUGGGGAACUUGGGAGUAGGCCAAAGAGUUAAUGACUUGGGGUAGAUGGGGUAGUGGUUGUGUGGUCCACCUCUUUCUGGGCCUUGCAAGCUGUAUACAAGCAAAGUACAAGUUGGUUAAGCACACUAAAAUUAUAUUAUGGAACGUAUAUAAAUUCUAGGCAAAUUUGGUUAAACAAGAGGCCAAAGUUCUUAGUUUUGUAAGAAACGCUGUUCUUUGCAUCAGUGGCAGUCUGGUGGUUUGAGUUUGGCAGUUUAAAAUGAGGCAAUAUUUUAGACCAUAAGGAACAGAAAUGAGUUCGAGGAAUGUUUUUCACAAAUCAAAUGUUAUUUUUCUAUAUCUCGGGCUUAAAUAUCAUUUGCUUGUACUCAAUUUUAGUGGGGGAAGUUAAUGCAGCUGAAAUUUUAUUUUAACCUAUCAAUAAAGCUGGAGGAGGAAGCA
Brienomyrus brachyistius is the source of this 1443-nucleotide messenger RNA. It is a transcript of the gene cnbpa, whose product is annotated as CCHC-type zinc finger, nucleic acid binding protein a. Bases 137 to 631 code for a protein of 164 amino acids. Gene Ontology annotation, cellular component: cytoplasm. The transcript is spliced from 5 exons. NCBI's taxonomy places the organism in Eukaryota, Metazoa, Chordata, Actinopteri, Osteoglossiformes, Mormyridae. Gene Ontology annotation, biological process: positive regulation of cytoplasmic translation. Gene Ontology annotation, molecular function: zinc ion binding; translation regulator activity; single-stranded RNA binding. The record is from RefSeq and is a predicted model, not a curated record.